This is a messenger RNA of Antechinus flavipes (yellow-footed antechinus), 12976 nucleotides long. It is a transcript of the gene BDP1, whose product is annotated as B double prime 1, subunit of RNA polymerase III transcription initiation factor IIIB. The record is from RefSeq and is a predicted model, not a curated record. The transcript has 39 exons. Gene Ontology annotation, cellular component: transcription factor TFIIIB complex. Gene Ontology annotation, biological process: RNA polymerase III preinitiation complex assembly. NCBI's taxonomy places the organism in Eukaryota, Metazoa, Chordata, Mammalia, Dasyuromorphia, Dasyuridae. The coding region runs from base 2623 to 10380 and encodes 2585 amino acids. Gene Ontology annotation, molecular function: TFIIIC-class transcription factor complex binding.
GGUGUUUUCUCAUCUCUCUUUGUAUUUUUUGCAACAUUCAUUUUUUAUUGUUUUGUUGUUCUCUCCAUUCACAUUGUUGUAGUCAUAGUGUAUAUUGUUUUCUUGGCUUUGCUUCCUUCAUCCUGCAUCAGAUUACACAACUCGCUAUUUCUCCCUAUUCCACAUAUUAAUACUUUCUUAUUUCACAGUAAUAUAUUCCUUUACAUUCAUGUACCACAAUCUAUUUAAUCAUUUUCUAAUCAAUGGUCAUGUAUUUUAUCAAAUACCUACCACAGUUUUAAGUGGUUAACACGAUGUCAAGGUUAGAGAAGGUACCAUUUAAUGUGACCUGGAUAAAAAUUUUAGAUUCAGACAGGACCAAAAAGGUUAAAUGAUAUGUCACGGAUCAUUGAGCAAAUUAUUGUUAGAACUAGCUUUCCUAAAUACCAGCUGAGUGCCACUUUGUGUAUGCUACUAGUUAUUUGUAAAAAUCAAAGACUGUUGAAAGUAAAGCACAUGAUUAUAAAUGAAUGAUGGAAAGAUAAUAUGAUAGCUCAUGUUUAUAUAGUACUUGCUGGUUUACAAAGUACAUUUUUCAAACCAACUUUAUGAACUAGAUAAUACUAUUUCUGGAGAAAGAACUUAAAACUUUUAUUCAAUUAUUGAUGUUUAGUCAUAGGUUACUUCAUAUUUAACUAUGUCACCUUAUCUUUUCCAUGUCCAAAAUAAAUUCUAACAUGCCCUUGGAAUUCCCAUUCUAGUGGUAAUUUGCCUUUUAAAUUAGAUUUAUACUCUCCUUUUGAAUAUUAUUUUGUAUAGUUUUUGCAUUUAAUUUUUUUUAUUUAUAUGUUCCUUACUUCCAAUGGAAUGUAAGCUUCUGGAACUGUUUUUUUUUUUUUUUUUUUUCUUGUCUUGUAUUCCCAGUGCUUGGCAGAGAAACUGGCAUAUUUGUUUGGUGGAUUUUCUGUCUUGUCCUAUUCUUCAUCACCCCAUUUGGCAUUUCCUUGCCAAAGAUACUGGAGUGAUUUGUCAUUUCUUCCUCUAGCUCAUUUUAUACAUGAGGAGACUGAGUCAGUAUUAAAUGAUUUGCUCACAAGGCACACAGCUUCUAAGUGUCAGAUUUGAACUAAAAAAGAAGUCUUCCUGAUUCUAGGUCUUGCACUCUAUUCAUUGUCACUUGGCUUGUAGCAGGCAACUUGCCUGUUGAUGUUGAAUGUUGAAAUGAUUGAUGGUGUUAUCUUUGUAUACCUAAUAGGAUUCUUCAAAAUUAAAAAAAAACAACCCAACAAUUAACCAUCAAGAGUGGAAUAAUUGUUUUAAGUUUUUAAAAUUACAUUUUAAAAAAUUCUGAACUUACCAAAUAACUCGAAUAUUUUUAUAUACAAUUGGGGUACAUGAAACAGUGAAGACUAAGAGCUAUUCUCUAACGGAUAAAAUGGUCAAAAAAUUUGAAAAACUGUCCAAACAAGAAACGCAUCAGUAAGUUUUUCUACAGAAGUAGCAUUACUUAAUUCAUAUAGUAUGAAAAAUGUAUUUUGUAAAAUGGAAAGUACUUAUACAUAACGUGAGUUGAUUCAUACUCUCUUUUGAAGGUCUUCUCUGACACUUCAACGAAGAAAAAAGAUUGUUACUGGUGAGUUUUCCAAGGCUUCUUCAGACGAAUAAAUACUCUAGGACUAUAAACUUCCAAAUAUAAAAUCUAACUUUCCAGGAUGGGUUUUUCCUAUGGAAAGCAACCUGGUCUGGAGAGGCUCCUCUCAUCAGAAGAUGAGACCUUCGGGCCUUAAGAACUCUUGCAAACAUUUUACAAAAAAGCAAGAAGGGGUUAGGAUUAACGAAUCCCAGUCCCGGGAAAUCAGGGAUCUUCUGAAGAAUUGAUUCGUAAUAUAUUUUCUCCUCUCUCCCGACUUCUUUCUCCCAUGUCAACAGAGUUCUAUGCGAGAGAAAUGUGCCCAACAUCUCGGGGGUUCAUCCUGCCCGAUUUGCUCCGGGUCAGGGGGCUGGCUGCCUUUCCGGGCAGGGUCGGGGGCAUGGAGAGAAAAGAGAAAAGUCACAGAAGCGCAGCCGACACUGUUAGGUGGUUCAGAGCCCAGUUCCAGCACCCCGGAAACUGCCAUCCUCCUCUCUUCUCCCAUUUAUCAUAGUCCGGUUAUCGUCUUAGUUUAUGGCCUUGGGAAAACAAGCGUCACUUCCUGGGCAUCAGGCAACCGCGGGAAGGCUGAGUUUACGGGGUAGGCCACCGAGCUCAGCAACCUCAGAGCGCCAGAGAAGGAUCAAGAUCCCUAUACCUAGGACAGGGAAUGAGAGGCUACCAUUACCUCGGGCGCUUGUGACUUACGUCACUGCGCCCGCGUCGUCGCGCACCGUGAUGACGCCAGGCGCCGGCCGGGGCCGUCUGCCUGCUGGGCCCCGAGCUGGAGGGGGACGGUAGCCCGCCCGCCGCGAUCUGGAGCGGGGACAUGAGGAAGAGGCGGCGGCGGGAGGCAGACGGAGGCGGGGCCGCCCAGCGGCGGUAGCAGUGUCCUCUGGGGUGGCUGGUAUAGCUCCGGGGUAGGAGCGUCACCUCCUAGCCCCCCUUUUCCAGUUAGUGGUCCGGGCCGCGUUAGGGGCUGGUGGCGGCGGCGCCUCCCUUAGUCCGCCACCAUGUUCCGGAGGGCGCGACUCAGCGUGAAACCCAACGUGAGACCCGGGGCUGGCGGCCGGGGCCCGGCCGCUCCCGAGCUCCCGCGCGGCCAGCAGGUUCCCCGAGAGCCCGAGCCGGCUGCGCUGCCCCUGUCGCCGCCAGCGCCUGAAGCAGCCGAGACCCCGUCAGCGCCCCCUCUGGAUUCCGGGGGCACCCAGCCCCUGGAGGACGAGGCGGCCGUGUGUGGCAGUGAUGAAAUGCCCACUGUGGAUGAUGCUGGACAAUCCAGUAAAUGUUCACCGACUGCUUUACAAAGAAGAAAGCGACUGUCAACUGUGUCUAAUCUUAGUAAAUCUAGUGCGCCUGCUUCAUCAGUUCCUCAGUCCUUUUGCACUGUUCAACAGGAAGCACUACAACCAAGUCCUCUUCCAGGAAAGGAAAAACAGCCAUGCUCAGACCGUUAUAGGAUACUUAAAGCUCAAAAGCUGAGAGAAAUGCUAAGAGAAGAAAUGACAAAAAGAAGGAAGCAAUGGAAAAACAAAUAUGCUGGAAAUGAAAGCCAAAUGCCACCAGACCGUUCUAAAAUGACUAUGAGAGACUUGAUAUAUUAUCUGCCGGACAGCAAUCCUAUGAAGUCCUCUUUGGAACAAGAAGCAAAAAGUGAAAAAUCUGCAGUACCAGUGCAAACUAAAGAUCAAGAAGAGAAAAAUAUUCCUGAUGUUGAAGAUGAGGUUGAAGAAAUAGAGGAAGAGAGCAAUGAUGGUCCUUUACUUGUUCCUCGUGUAAAAGUGGCAGAAGAUGGAUCUAUUAUUCUGGAUGAAGAAAGUUUAACUGUUGAAGUUUUAAGGACAAAAGGUCCAUGUGUUGUUGAAGAAAAUGAUCCCAUUUUUGAAAGAGGUUCCACAACUACAUAUUCCAGCUUUAGGAAAAAUUAUUACUCCAAACCAUGGUCAAAUAAAGAAACAGACAUGUUCUUUUUAGCUAUCAGCAUGGUAGGAACGGACUUUUCCAUGAUAGGCCAACUCUUUCCUCACAGAGCAAGAAUAGAAAUUAAGAAUAAAUUUAAACGUGAGGAAAAAGCAAAUGGGUGGAGAAUUGAUAAAGCAUUUCAAGAGAAACGCCCCUUUGACUUCAAUUUCUUUGCUCGUUUGCUUGAGAAGGUUCUUGCUGAAGAGGAGAAAAGAAAACAGAAAACUGUAAAAAAUCAAAGCACAAAAGAGAAGAAGUCUUCUAGGCCUCGAAAAAAACAAAAUGUAAAUAGAGUUGCCAGUGGCGAAGUGGGUGAUGAUCCAGAUGAUUCUUUGAAUGCUAGAAUUUCAGACAUGGAAGGAACUGAAAUAGAUGCUGAAAUUGUUGAGAAAGAGAAUGAUCAGUCUUUGAAUGUAGUUGGGCAGACUGUAUUAGAGUCUGUUGUAAACAGAAAGAAACGGAAAAGGAAGAAAAAGGAUGACACUGAUGAGCAAGAAGCAGAAAAUCUUUCAAAAGAGGCCAUUGGUCCUUCAGAUACUCCUAAAGGAGAAAAGCCAAAUAAGAAGAAAUGUCAACUUUUGGUAACUGUAAUAAAUGGGGAUGAAUGUAAUAAAGACUUGGAAGUUUCCAAUUUAGAAAACUUAGAUGACAUUGCUUGCAUACCAUUGAGUGAAAAUGAUGAGAAAGAAACUGAACACAUCUCUUUAGCAAGUAAUCAAGAUGAUGCCACAUCAGUAGCUGCAGUUGAAUCCUCUGAAUCAGAGGUUUUAGAUUUGUCUCCUUCAAAAGCCAAAAGUAAAGAAUUGCUUCAGAUUGUUCAAAUUGAGAGCAACACAGGAGGAAAAAUUAGCGACACUAAUAUUAAACUCCUGGAAGUUGAAAAAACUGAUACUAGCAAGCCCAAAGUGAGAGGGCGUCCCCUCAGGCCUAAACCCAACUUGUUAAGACCAUCUGGAAAAAAAGCAGAAACUACUGAAAAGGAAAUUGAAAUAGAGAGCAAAAAUUUAUUUCCAGAACUUCCAGGAAAUGUUGAAAAGAAUCUCAUAGGAAAAGAUGAAUGCAAUUCUCCUGAUAUUACUGGAAAGGAGGCCACAGAGAGUCAAGGACCUGACGCUAACUUUGAUGAAAAACAUGUUUUACAAGAAACUAAUAAGGCAAGUACUUUCAGAUCACCGAGAUUAAUGAAGGGUCGAAUGCAGAGACUAAAACCACAUGUAGUUGACCAGAAAGAAGUAUUGGCAUCAGAAGACAAAACUGGAACUAAUGACGAAAAGGAGAAAAAUGAGUCCAGUGUCACCAAAGAUGCCCAAGUAGAAAUGGAAGAUCAGUCAUUCAGCAAGUUAGAUGUUGGGAACAAUAGUUCACAGAAUGAAAAAGAAGAUGAAUUUUCUCAGAAGUCAAAAACAAAUGAGCCUGAGAGCCUUAAAGAAAAUCAGAGUCUGCAAGAUGCAAAUACAUCAGAUACACUCAAACAAAGACCAUUAAGGAGAACACGAUUUCAGAAGCCAAGACCUAACAUAGGAAGAGCUGCUGGAAGAAGUGAAAUUAGAACAGGGGAAAAGGCACCCAAGGAAAUAAGUGUUACUGAGAAAAUAGAGGCAGGUUUGCUUCAAACUGAUGCUGAAUUCAGUUCUCUUCCCUUCCCAGAUAUCAUAAACUGUAGAGUUCCACUCCCUGUUGAAGCAUUUGAAAAAGAAAUACCUUCUCAAAAGGAGAUCUCAAAUUCAGUAAUUCCUCUGAAGCCUUCUGGCAUAUCUUUUGUAGAAGUUGAUGAAGAAGAUAAGGAAACACAAUUUACAACUGAACUGGAGCAAGUUUCAGAUGUUGUCAAAAGCAAAUGUUCUCAAGAUGAAAAGCUCCCUGUAGUUAAAAAAAACCCUUUUGUGAGAAGUCGAUUCAAGAGACCAAGACCAAACUUAGGAAGAGCAGUUGAAAAAAGUGGAGUUCUUGAAGCAGAAAAAUGUGAGUUAUUGGAGAAAAAGGAAACAGGAAAAUUGGAGAUUAUGAUUCAACAUGAUCAUAAACAGGAUGCCAUCUUCCCCCCUCAAGAAGAUGCCUUUCUUCUUCAAGUUAAUUCUUCCCCCUGUCAAGAUGAUUCCUUCCCAACUAAAGUCACUGCCUCUUCCCCCCAAGUUGAUGCCUGCUCCCCUAAAGAUGAUUCCAUUUCUCCUCAGAGUGAUUCCAUAGCCCCUCAGAUCUCUGCCUCCCCCUGUCAACUUGCUACCUUCCCACUUCAAGACAGUGCUUCUCCACUUCAAGAUGAAGUCUUUCCUCUUCAAGACAAUGCUUCUCCCCUACAUGGUGAAGUCUCUUCACUUCAAGAUGUAGCCUUCCCACUUCAACAAAAUGCUUCCUUUCUUCAAAAUGAUUCCUUCCCUCUUCAAGAUGAUUCUUCCUCCCUUCAUGAUGAGGCCUCCUGUCUUCAAGGUGAUGCUUCCUCACUUAAAGGCACUGCCUCCCUUCAAAGUGAUGCUUUGUCCCUGAAAGGUGAAACUUCCUCCUUUCAUGAUGAGGCCUCCUCCCUUCAAGGUGAAAUUUCCUCCCUUCAUGAUGAGGCCUCCUCCCUUCAAGGUAAAGUCUCCUCCCUUCAAGGUGAUGCUUUGUCCCUUCAUGAUAAAGCCUUCUCUCUUCAAGGUGAAGCCUCCUUUCAAGGUGAAGCCUCCUCCCUUCAAGGUGAAGCCUCCUCCCUUCAAGGUGAAGCCUCCUCCCUUCAAGGUGAAGCCUUCUCCCUUCAAGGUGAAGCCUCCUCCCUUCAAGGUGAAGCCUCCUCCCUUCAAGGUGAAGCCUCCUCCCUUCAAGGUGAAGCCUCCUCCCUUCAAGGUGAAGCCUCCUCCCUUCAAGGUGAUGCUUCAUCCAUUCAAGCUCAUGUUUCCUCCCUUCAAGAUGAUGCUUCCUCUCUUCAUGAUAAAGCCUCCUCAUUUAAAGACAAUGCCUUCUCCCUUCAAGGUGAAAUUUCCUCCCUUCAUGAUGAGGCCUCCCCUUUUCAGAAUGAAGCCUCCCCUUUUCAAGGUGAUAACUCCUCUCAAGAGAAUGCCUUAUCCCUUCAAGUUGGUGCUUUUCCUGAUCAAGCCUAUGCUUCCUCUCCUCCUCAGUUGACUGCUUCUUCUCUUCAAGUCGUUGACUCUCCUCGUCAAGAUGAUGUGUCUCUCUCUCAAAAUAAUCCCUCUCCCCCUCAAAUGACUGCCUCCCCUACUCAAGAUGAUACCUCCCCCUUUCAGGUUGAUGUCUCCCCCCUUCAAGUCAAUACUUCCCCCCUUCAAGUUGCUGCUUCCUCCCUUCAAGUCAGUGCCUCCCCCAACCAAGUUGUUGCCUUCUCCCCUGAAGAUGAAGUCUCCCCUGUUCAAGUUACUGCUUCGUGUCCUCAAUAUGAUGCCCUUCCCAUUCAAGACAUCAACCACCCUUGUCAAAAUGAUGCAGCUGAAUAUUCUCAAAAGACAGCAAUUAAAUAUGAAAAACCAGGUCCAGAAAAGGGGGAAACAAAUCUACUUUUAAAUGAACAGAGCCCAAAAAAGCUCUUAGAUUCAAAGAGUUGUGAAGAGAGGUCUCCAAUUAUAGAAGCCCAAGAAAAUGGUUUCACUGUUUCUGCAAGCAUUAAGAAUUUCCAGCAAGAAAUUAAGACAAAUGAUACCCAACCUACACAAAGAAUGAGGGGCCGUUUUAAGAGGCCUAGGCCAAACAUAAGCAAAGCAGAACGGAGAGGAUCCAGGACAACAGGAAAAUGUAUUCCUGAAGAAGGAGAUAAGGAAGAAGGAAUAAUUCAGCAUAAUAAUGAAUCUGAAAGUGAAUUCACCAUUCCAAAUUCUAAAAUUGAAAGUGAAGUUGGACUUUCUGAAGCCCAUAGUCUGUGUGGAAGUAAAAAUCAAAGUAUAGGAGAAGAAAAUUUGCAAGUUGGCAGAACUGAAGUUCUAAGUGAACAGAUAAGCAAGGAUAAAUAUAAACUUCAUGCUAUCAGUCCAGCACAGUGGAGAAGGAGCCGAUUUCAAACAGCUAAGCCAAAUUUGGGGAGGGUGUACAGAAAGAAAGAAGAACCUGAAACAGAAAAGAUUGUGCCAAGUAAAAAUGACACAAGAAAAAUAGAAGAUAAAUUGUUACAGCAAGAAGACUCUGAUAUCCACCAGUCUCUAAAAGAUAAAACAGAGCUACUGUCAUCCUUGGGGAUUGCAGCAAGAAAAGAAUGUAUAGAUUUUAGAGACUCUAUCCUGCCUAAAGACUAUAGUCAGUCAGAAAAACUGGAUUCCUUUGACAAACAGUUGGAAUAUGGUCGUCACAGUGCUCCAGGAGUUACUUCGUCAUCUGUAGGUGUUGAAGAGCAACUUCUAAAUAAAUCAACAAGAUAUAUGCAACAAUCAAAAGAACCAGGUUGUCUGAAAAAUACUUUGAGUCGAAGAAUCGUUACUUCUUCAACCUCUGAGUGUGAGAUGGAUAGUACAGAUAGGAGAACACAGCGGAAGUCUAAACAAAAUUUCAGCAAAGGACGUGGGUCCAAACGUGUCCGUGGGAGGAUUUCUAGGAAAGAACCUAAGUCCUCAAAGGCAGUAUUAGUGACACUCCGAGCUUCUCACGAAGAGGAUGAAGAGGAUAUAGAAGAGUCUGAAUAUGAGGAAGAAAACUACCAUCUUGCACCAGAAGAAGUCAAUAAGGCACCAGUGUUUGUACCUAUAGGACUUCGGUCACCAGAACCUGUUUCUGCCCAAAUCGAGGAAACUAUGGAAGAGCUUGAAAUUUCUGUGAAUGUUCCAGAUGUACCAUGUAUUACUAUUGCUGAACAUCUCCUUCCUGAUGUAAAUGUGUCAAAUGAAGGACUGAAUCAGGAAGAAAAUCUAAAUGCUGCAGUUGAAAUUACUGCAGUUGAAUAUCCUGAAGAAGAAACAGGUAUCAAUGAUGGAAGCACAGAAGCUGCCAUAGCUUUACUUACAAUGGGAAAUCAAAUGUUGCAGUCAGAGACAAUUUCUGAAGGAAUAAUGUGUGUGCUUCCUGAAGGUGAUAUAAAAACCCCUAUUUCCACUUCUAACCCAGAGACCUUUGACCACAGGGUACUUCUUGAACAUGAAGUACUUUCUUCACCAGUUCCUAGUACAUUGCUUACAACACAGGAUGAAAAUAAGAGUAUAUCAGAGGAACAAAGUACUGGAAAAGAAAUGACUGUACCUGGGCAAAUAAAGGAAAAUUCUGUACUUUCCAGUGACCAGUCUUCUAAAAAGACAAGUUUAUUGAGAACAAGAAAUAGAUUUCCUAAGCCUAAGCCAAAUCUUAGUAAAAUACUUGGAAAAGAUAGACAUGUUCGCCGGAAAGUUACUAGUCUUCCUGCAACUGUGGAUCAACAGGUUGAUAUAGAGAAUGAAACAGAAUGUAUGGUUUCCAAAAGGGCAGUAUUGGAAGAUAUAAAUAUAGAAUCAAAGACUAUGGCAGAUGGCAUGGGCAUGAUGCAGACCAGCAUGUUGACAGAUCUACACAGCUUCAAAGGCACAGAAGUUAACCAAAUAGAAAGAGAAGAAAACCAGGACAAGGAAUUUCACAAGUCUCAAAUGGAGUCUCCCUCUACACUAGCCAAGAGCAGUUCAUAUGACAUUAGUGGUAAUCUCAUUGAGACUGCAACAGAAGAAUUUCCUAGCUGUGAUGGUGAUGGACACAACUUACUAAAGACUCCUUUUGCUCAGCAAUGUACAUUGAACAAUGCAACAAAAGAUGAACAACAGAAUGUAAUCAUUCCAGAUGACACAGCAGUGAAUCUAGUUGCUGUUGAACAUCAAGGAGAAGAAGAGGAGCAGACAUUCAUUUUAACUCUAGUGGAAAUCCCAACAGACUCAGCAGAGCAAUUUGCUGGUUUGUCAGAUUCAUUAACUUCUGGCCCUCUACUGCCAGCACCCAUAUUGGUCAAACCAGUGAAUAAAGAAGAAAGGGGAGACCUGAGCUUGAACUUCUCAACUGGUGAAGAUGCCACACAUUUAUCUAGUCACAGAAACAGUGUACAGCCAUCUCCUGAAAAGCCUCCAACUCAUUUGGAUCUUUCUUUUAGUGAAACACUUGGUUGCAGUCUUGAAGAAAGCACUACCCUUGUUGUUCCUACAGAACUUAAUGUUUCUACUUUAGGAGACAGUUGUCAGAAAAUCACUUCUGAGGUGUCUUCAGAAGAGUCCACAAAUAUGCACAAGAAUACUGCAGGAGAGUCUUAUGAAAAGCAUCCAGUUGUACCUAUCUUGGGAAGCACAUGUACAAUUGCAGAACCUCAGAAGACAGAGAAAGAGCAAUUAGAACCCAUUGUUCAGGCUUCAGGAACUGAAUCUUGUGAUGAGGUGACAUGUAUUCAAAAAGAAGAGAAUGUUCCUCAUUUAUCUCAGGAUGACACUGUAGCACUGUCACAGGAAAGAAGUGAGGCUACUUAUCAAUCAGGACAGAGAAACAAGUCAUCGUCUUUGUUUUCCAGGCCUGGCCGAAGACCCCUAGGAUUUUUAUCAUUGAUAUGUUCAAAGAAUAAUUUGGAAUCUGAAGAAUCCACACCAACAAAUAGUCAAAAACGUUUGAAACCUCUUAUACCUGUAUCAAGACAUAAUUUUAGAAGACCAGCUCUAUUAAAUGAAAGCAAAAGAAAAAAGCAGGACUCUUGUCCCCUUCCAUCCAUAAGUGCUGAAUCUCAUUCUGAAGCCAGUACUAUUAGCAACUCAACACCUCAGGUUUCCUGUGAUCAAUCAUUUGAGGAAGAAAGUUAUAAAAGGGACCAAAAGAUGGAAACGGAAGAGGAGCCAACCAAAGUCACUGAAUAUUUUUUUAGUGAUAUUUUUAUGGAAGUGGAUGAAGCAGAGCAAAACUGAAGCUUUUGGGAUUGAAGCUUGGGAUUUUAAAUCUCAGUUAUAACAACAAAACAGUAUUUAGCUGAAGGAUCACUGUUGAUUUUUCUUGGGUUUAUUUUGUAUUUAAUGAACUCGGUCUUGAAACACUUAAAAUCACUGGAGUACGUUAUGGAGAUUUCCCUCAAAUUGGUUGAGUCAAGCAGUUUAGACUGGUUUAUCAGACUCUUGUUUACACUUUGACCCUCCUCCUGUGUUGGCCACAUGUGGACACUUUGUGGUGUCCCAGCUAAAUGCCUUUUCAAUUGUAGGCCUAAAGUCUUUGGAGGUUGUUUGUAUAUAUCAUUACUUCUUUUUGUGAAGUAAUUUCUUGGUAGGGGCCUUUUAAUUUGCCUCUGUUAAGUAGGUGGAAACAGAUUGUGAAACUUUAGAAAAUGACAAAGAAACAGUCGUUUUCUAUUAUCAGCUAUUUCUCUGACUAUAAAUAUGUAUUUUUGUAAUAAAAGAAUCCAUAUUGAUGUAAGGUUGAUGGUUCAAAUUGAAAAGUAAGUAUUUAACUUCAAUAUUUGUAUAGAGGUGAAACAUCAAAGAGCUUAUUUAUUUAUUUUUUAUUUAUUUAUAAGAAUGCUAUUCUGUUUUCAGUCUUUGAACCUGACAAACUUGGGGUAAGGUAGAAAUGAAUGUAUUUAUCCAAUUAGGAAUCUCUUCCUUAAUUUGAAGCCAUUGAACAUGAUUAUUAUAAUGGAUUAUGUUUGGUCUGUUGGAAAUUGUGAAGCUAGGAAGAUUUUCCUCAUAUUUUACUUGACUUACUUGGCUCUCAGUAGUAGGCUUUUUUCUUCUAAUUCAGGAUAAGCACAUUCUUUCCAACAAGAAAAAAUCUAAUUAGGCAAAAUUCCUUCCACAAUUUAGUGAUUAUAAAUUAUAAAUCUUUUUUGCUGCAUCUUUCUUCUUCCCCUAAAUUCUACAUAGUUUGAUUUGUGAUUAAAAAAAUUUCUAAAAGGUAUCAAUCAACUAGCUAAUUGAAAUGAAGUCAUAAACUUGUUUUCAUUAUAAACUGAAGAAUUGUAAUUUCAAACUCUGGUGAUUCAUCUUCAUAAUCUAGGAAUCAUCUCAAUCCUUUUUUCCCCCUCUCCAGCAAUUCUGAUGAAGCAUUCCAGAGUAUUUCAGGUUUUCCAUGAGUAGCUUGUUUUUUAGUUUUUCAUUAAUUAUUUGUGUUUGCUUAAACUAAAACCCUUCAGAGUGUAAACUGUAAUCUGCAUUUCACUUAGAAAAAAAUGAAUUUUCAAAUCAGCUACAUCUUCAAAAAUAUUUUUACUCUUUAUGGCUGGGUAACUAUUAGUAAUGAAACAUAUUACCAUAUUAUAAGGAAAAAAGUUUAUGCAGAAAAAUAAAGUUCCUGUGAAAAUUGUGUAAUUGAGGAAGGGGACCACAAUGUAGAAUCUAGAACUACUCCAGUCUAGAGGAAGAGUCCUAGAACCCGUUGAAGAGACAUCCAAGCACCAUCAGGAAAUAUAUAGUCUUGAAUUCAGGCUGGGAGAGGGUAGAGAGCUGGUGGGAACUGAUUACAAGAUUUCUAACUUGAUUUCCUUUUUCUUCCCUCAAACCAAAGGCAAGGCAAGCAAAAACCAAUAAAAAUGAUCCUAGGCUGCCAAAUUUGGGGAAAAGAUGAUUUUGAUUCAAAUCAAAUUUCCAAGAAAAUUUUUCUUCUGUAGUGACUGCUACUUUGUAUGACCCAUUAUAAAAUGGGAGAGUAAGUCUAAAGUCCAUGAGAGAUAGGAUCACUGUCAGAGGAAAGACCUGCAAGUCAGAGUGAAGAUUCCCUUCACUUAAGGGUGCAUAUAUAUACUUUUCAUGCAAAUAAGCAUCAGGUACAGAAAAAUCAUGAUAAUUAUCACAUUGCUUUUCUACUCUAGUAUUUUUUUUAAAGUCUUAAGCUAAAUUUCUUUUUCUCUUACUUUGUUUUCUGGAUUAGAUUGUAUGAUUUAAUUUGCCCCUUGUAUGAACAGUGCUAAUUAAACUUGCCUCUUGCUGAUUUAAUUUAUAAACAGCAGCUUUUGGUGAAAUGUUAUAUUCUACUAUAUAUGUUGCAGUGGGUUUAUCUGAUUUUUUUUUUUAAAGAAUCAAGUCAGUUGGUUAAAUGACCCUAUGAGAAAAUGAUCUCAGAAAAAGAGACAUUAAAGCAAAUUUAGUACUAUUCUAAAAAUGAAAAGAUUUAUUCACAAAUAUUUUAGACCUCAGCCAGAUUCAAAAGGUUUCAGUUUUGUAUUUUAUAAAAUAUUAAUUACAGAAAAUAUAAUUAAAUGUCUUUAUCUUUCCCUGUGGAAUACAAAGACUUUUUUCUAAUUGCCACAUAGGUCAGACCAUAUGUCCUGUUUCAGAAUGCAUUUUCAAAUAAAAAAGUUCAGGAAUGAUCAGUUUAGAAACAUAAUUUCUUUCUGUUAACACCUACUAUUUGAAUACUUGUGAUUUGAGAUAGAAGUGAUCAUCUAAACUAGGUUGCCUAACAGUUAUUGAUGAAAAUGGAAAAAAUGCUCAUUUGUAAGCUUUCUUGUUUCAAAGAAAGUGAUAAUCUUUCAUAUAUGUAAAUUAUGUGAAUAAUAAAGUAAUUUUAUACCACUCA